CACAGACGCACAGGAAGUACCCUGACAUCAUCGUCACAAUUUCGACUGUGUAAUUGUGUAAACACAAUUUGUUGUUUGGCCUGAAAAUAUUUCAAAAUAAAAAAAUACAUUUACCAAAUCUUCAGAGUUAGAAAGGUAACAUUGUGCUGGUUGCAGGUUAACAGCUCAAAGACCAGUCAGCGGAAGCUAGUUGAACGCUUGCACAGCUAGGCUAACUCACUGUUUCCACUAGCUAACUCGACGAUACCUCAAGUCCUGAAACAAACAACAAUGGACACUUUCGAAACGCCGUAUGAAGAAGAGGCUGAAUUCAUUCAAUGCAAGGUAUGUGAGAAAUCCAUAAAAGGAGAAAGCUUGUACAAGAUACACCUGACUACACCGGGACAUAUGAAGGGCUGUCUGUCAGACAACAAGCAAUACCAAUAUUUGAGAACAUUUUACAAUACCUGGAUUACAUGAAGCUUGAUGAGCCCAUCAUUGGUCUGAGCUAUUUGGAAGAGUUACCUAGUGACCCACAAACCGGUCCUAGAUACAAAUGCAAGCUUUGUCAACAGACAGCAAACCUCCCAGAAACAGUCCGACAUGUGAUUGGACGUAAACACAGACAAAAAUACGUGAAUGUGGAACGUCCGGAUUUGGUGACCUGGGAUACAGAAACUGUAAUGCACCAAGGAGGGAAGAUCAUACGAGCCAGAGCAGAGAUAAUAGAAAGACAGGAUGGACGUGGAACUCCAUCAACAUUAGCGAGAAAGAGGAAUGUUGGACCAUUAAACAUCCCAAGAGCUCCUCCAAGACAGAACCAAAAUCUUGGCCGAAACAUCCCACAGAGAACAGUCCAACGAGAUAUGCCAUCAUACCUACCACGACUCAUGGACUACCAGGAUGAGUACUAUCAACAAGGGAGGUUUCCCUCUGAGCAUCUAAACCUACCUCCAUCCCAACCAGAAGACCCUUACAUGAUGCGCACGGAAGAAGACCUGCAAAGAGUAGAUUACAGGGACAGUGAUACACGACAGUAUACAGACCCUGAUUAUCGUAGGCAGUAUGAAGGAGAACAUGUUGAAGAUCCACAAAUAAGAGCUCCACAUGUGACAGGUGGUGGUCCCCGGUUUAAUUCAAGAGAGGAGAUGGCUCAGCAAAGAGCCAGCGAUGAUUACCCAGAAGAGGAUCCUUUCAGGAGACCUUACCCACAGAGAGAUCUGCUGAAGGAGUUCUACUCUGAAGAGGUGAGGCGUCGACAGGCUCUUUCAGCCGAGUGUCAGCCUUCACAGCCAGGGAACCAAGAGGUCGGGGACCGACACUGGCCUCUGCCCCGGGACUCUGUGGCACCUGAGGGUAUGAAUAGAGCAGGUAGGCUGGGUCCAAGUGAGACAGAGACCAAGAGAAGGAGCUUUCCAACACAGAUGGAGGGUGAGCUAUCACGAGACACUUUGUUUAAUGUGACCUUAGAUUUUCUGGGUGAUAUGAGGAAACCACAUCAAGAGGAGACAAUAAUGAACCCAGGGCCAAGCAGAGUAGGACCCCCUCAACCCCCGAGGCGAGUGGAAGUGGGCAGGACUUUGUCUGACAUCCCAGAGCCAUUCAGGCGCUUCCUGAAAAGGCCCUCUGAUGAAGAGGAACAAAACGGUAAAAGGAAAAGAAAAAGUCGCUUCUCUGACGCCACUGCAGAGGAGGUGGAAACAACUAAGGAGAUGUUUAGCAAUGAUUUUGGACCUCAAAAUCCAAAGUUUGGCGGUCAUCCUAGACACACUGGUCGCCCAGGGAGACCUGAAAUCCAUGAAAUGCAACACACUAACAUGUACAUACAAUCACAGAGCACACAUCAAACUGAAAUCAACCAGGCAGAAGACUCUGAUUCAGGGGGUGUCUUUGAUAUGCUGAAAAACAUCGAAAUUGAGAAUGCAGAAGAAGCCAACUUCCUGAAAGGCAAACUUUGUGACCUUCUGAAAGAAUUCAAAAACAAAAAAUCUCAGAAAGCUACCGUGCAAAAUAGCCAAGGACGAGCAGCCAUGUCAAAAGACAUGUUCAACCAGAGCACAGAGCUGGCUCCAAAGCACCGGUAUGAGCCAGGGACAAGACAGGAUUCAGACCAUAGACGACCAGAGGAGCUCUACUACCAAGAAGAUCACAGAGGAAGAGGCAGGGAGUAUGAAGAUAUUAUACCUGAGGAGCGCCCGAAAGAAUACAACCAUCCUGUACGCGGAGAGCCCAGACAGUCGAUUAGGAGCCAGUAUGAAGAGGAUUUCGGGUGGCAGGGUUCGUCUAGGACGCCACAUGCCAGCCAUCCAGAUGAGGCAGCAUGUUAUCCUGAAAGGUUUCAAGAAGCCAGGCCCUCUCGUGACUACAGACCUGCUGCAGCCGUUGAUGACAAGUUUUUGGACUCUCAAUCUCCUGCACCUCCAACCUGCUAUGACCGAGGACUCCGGAUGGACAGGGGCCCUCGGUACUUGAAUAACCUAGACAAAAUUACCUCCACCUUGUUGGAGCUUGUGUCAAGAAAAUGAUCACCAGUUUUAUUCCAAUGUUUCUACACAUAAACAAAUAUUUACUUUCAUUGAUUUCCUCAGUUUGAAAACAUUAUAUGCUGUUAAAAAAUGCUUUAAUAUAACAGUGUUUUUGUUGUUGCUUAAGAUGUGUGGAUCAAUUGGACUUAUAGAUGUCUUUUUGUUACAGUAAAAUAUUUUAUUAUUGCAACAGUGAUGUUUUUUUAAUUGAUUUAUUACUGUUAUCACCAACAGCAAUAAUAUGAGUGAUUUUACUCUAUUUGAAUUUUUUACUGUGCAACCAUAAAUCUAUUAAAGCUUUUAUUUAAAUUGAA
Notolabrus celidotus (New Zealand spotty) is the source of this 2818-nucleotide messenger RNA. RefSeq lists its product as uncharacterized. The transcript is spliced from 12 exons. NCBI's taxonomy places the organism in Eukaryota, Metazoa, Chordata, Actinopteri, Labriformes, Labridae. Bases 456 to 2504 code for a protein of 682 amino acids. The record is from RefSeq and is a predicted model, not a curated record.